Parnassius apollo (apollo) is the source of this 3279-nucleotide messenger RNA. The record is from the annotation of a GenBank genome assembly. Lineage: Eukaryota; Metazoa; Arthropoda; Insecta; Lepidoptera; Papilionidae.
AUGUCUUCAGAAAGGGUCGAAUGGGUGGAAAUAAUUGAGCCUAAGACAAAGGAGCAUAUGUAUGCUAACCUAACUACUGGCGAAUGUGUUUGGGAUCCACCAGAGGGAGUCAAAGUGAAACGAACAGAUUCGUCCCAAUGGUGGGAAUUAUUUGAUAUUAACACCCAUAGAUUUUAUUAUUACAAUGCCACUACACAGACAACUGUAUGGCAUAGGCCCACAGACUGCGAUAUUAUACCUCUAGCUAAACUACAAACCUUAAAACAAAACACUGAUCCACAAAAAAGAAGAGAAACAUCCACACAAACCAAUCAUGCAGCUCUUCAGGUUACAUCAAUGCUGGACCCAAUUAGCAGCAAUGGUAAUAACAGCACAACUGCUAGUGUCAGUAAGAUUUCACCCAACAAUGCUAAGAACAUUACUAUAACACAAACAAGUCCUGUGAGGACUAGGAGGUCACACUAUCAUCAUAGGAAUAGUGGUGAAAGUCGUCGCGGAAGACUAAGUGAAGAUGGAUCCACUGGACUCUGUCGUCAUACGGACUCUGGUCGGUCGUCUGAUAGCAGUAUCAGCAGCGCUCAACAAAGACGAAAGCAGGAGCUGACAGCUGUAGCGUGCAGUGUUCCCGUGUGUACUCCGCAACUAAGGAAAAGGACAAGCGCUACACAACCGCAUGAGGCCGAUAAGUGGUCACCGCAUUCAGGAUUAAAUCGCAGUGGCAGCUUCAUAUCACCCAGGAAAGAUGCAUCUGAUGAUUCCAUGCACGAAAAAUAUUUCAAGUCUGUGGAGAGUACCCCUUUAACUAGACGCAAGCUUAAACAGCAAUCAACGGGCGGGUCCUCAUGCGAUUCUGCGUCUCCUCAGAGUCCUAGUAGUCCUCUGCAGAAGCCACAACCAACACCUUUCUUGCAGACGACGGCUGCGCGGCCGUCGCUGGUGUCGUCCAUAUCUCUGGCGACGGAGGCGGGCGGCGCGCGCCUCAUGCACAGCCUCGAGCGCCCGCACCAGCUGUCCAGACACUCGCGCGAACGCUUCUCCGACAGGCAUUUGGACAAAGAUCGUUUAGUAGAGUUGGAUCGCAUGGAACGUUACCCAGACAAGCAAGCAGUAUACAGUGUGGAUAAGCCUUUUCGACAAACCAGCCUUGAUUUACGCCAUAACUCCGCUUCUGCUAAUUGGCAUCAGCCCAGGGAGUUUACUAGCAGGCGGCAGCAAGCGGAGCCGGAACGCUACACGUCAAGCAAGACGACGGUGUCGUCGAGCCGUCCCCGCGCGCCUCACGACAAUCAACACAACUUCCUGCGCCUCUCUUCCGCCAACGAGCAGGACACUAUCGCCGUCGUCAAUUACAAACUGAAGUGUGUGAGCCUGGAGCCGCCUCUGACAGAGCCAAAUGUACAAAAGCACAACCAACGUUUCGAGAGAACCGAGAAAGUAACCACACCUAGAGAUCGGACUAAAUCGCGACGGCACAAAAGACCUAUGGAAGUAGAUGAUACACAAAUGGAUGGCGAGGAUGAAGAUGAAGAAGGCGGAGGAUCGCCAUUAUACUGCAACUGGGACUUAAGAGGAAUGCAGCAUUUGCUGCCAUUACAAGACUAUAUUAUACAACAGGCGAAAUUGUCAAGCCGGGGUCGGUACACGGGCGGGUCGGAGUCGGACGGGUCGUCGGGCUCGUCGCGGUCGGGGUCGCGGUCGCGCUCGCUGUCGGGCCACGAGCCUGACAACGAGUCGUCGGACGGCGGCGCGCGCACGCCCGACGACGACGACGGCUCGGGCGUCUACUUGCCGCAUACGUACACGCACCGCGCCGACGCCGAGUAUAUGAACCACGGCGUUGCCUACUACAACACGUUUGUCGGCUUCGACAGGGAUCGACAGCCCUCGCCUGGGAUACAUCGGACGUCGUCCCUGGGUGGCGGCGGCACGGGUGCAGGCGCGGGGGGCACGGGCGGUAGCUCAGUGGAUGGCAGCGGGGCGGGAGGAGGCGUGGGAGGAGGGGAGGGUGCACUCUACAGCCCAGUUCGAACGCACGCGCCGCCGCAUGCGCACGUGCCGGCCGAACAGGACAUCGAGAUCUUCGCGAAGGAUAACCUUAACUUCAACAAGGGCAUAUUCAGGAGGAAGGCUUCAGUUCGAGAUAUGCUAUCAUGGACGUCAUCAUCAAUUAGCGCGCCGAUGGUUGGGGCGGAUUGGGAUAAGGCGCACAAGAAGGCCGCCAUCGACCUUUUCCGGCUCGUCCAGAUAUAUAUGGGUGAUCGGAAAGCGAGGCCUGGCAUGACACUAAACUCUGUUGCCCAAGAUAUCUUACAUGCUACAUUUACUAACGAAAAGCUGCGAGACGAGCUGUACGUGCAGCUGUGCCGGCAGACGACGGAGAACCCGCUGCGGGACUCGCUGCUGCGCGGCUGGGAGCUGCUGGCCGUGUGCCUGGCCUUCGUGCCGCCGUCGCCCGCCUUCCAGCCCGCGCUCACCAACUACGUCAACCGGCACCGCGACCCCGCCUUCGCGGAUGCUUUCCCCGAGGUCGGCAAGUGGCCUAUUCAUGUUCAAGUGUCGCACUAUGCAGGAAUUGCGUGUAAGCGCUUAGAGAGAAUUGGUUUUGGGGGGAAACGGCAACCGCGGAAACCCACCACUGAGGAUAUCGAUCAAGCUAGGAUCCAAAUUUUCCGCCAGUCGAUGUUCGGCAACACUCUGGCUGAGGUGAUGGCGUUACAAAAAGAGCGCUUUCCUAAUCGCCAGCUGCCGUGGGUACAAGUGGCGCUCUCGCAGCAAGUGUUGGCGCUCAAUGGCCGCGAGACUGAGGGCAUUUUUCGUGUGUCGGCCGAUGUCGACGAAGUUAACGCGCUCAAGGCCAAAAUCGAUAACUGGGAGUUGCCCGAUGCCUCUACCUUGACCGACGCGCACGCGCCCGCCAGCCUGCUGAAGCUGUGGUACCGGGAGCUGUACGAGCCGCUGAUCCCGGACGCUCUGUACGGCGCCUGCGUGGCGGCCGGCAGCGACUUCGCGGCUUGCAGCCGAGUGCUGCAGAGGCUGCCGGCGCUCAACCGUACGGUACUCACAUAUUUAAUAAGCUUCUUGCAACAAUUCACCGCACCGGAAGUGGUGAGUCAGACAAAAAUGGACUCUGCCAACCUGGCGAUGGUUUUCGCGCCAAACUGCCUUCGUUGCACCUCACAGGAUCCACGCGUCAUCCUCGAGAAUGCACGUAAAGAAAUGACUUUCCUUAAAACCCUCAUAACGAACCUGGAUACAUCACACGUUCAAGAUCUACUGUGA